UUCCGCAACAAGUCAAGUUCGCCUAUUAACAUUGUCGUACAGAUAGUUAACUAAUAGAUCAUGUAGAUACUUUCUCUGCAUACUAUUUAGCUUAGAAGAAUACAAGACGUGAGGUGUUCUCGUGAUCUCAGUAUACUCCCCUCGUUCCUUAUUCAUUCACCUGAAUUCAGCUUUUUGUUUCACAUAUUGAAUAGCAAUAGUGAACAGACUUUAGGAGAACCCCAAGAUGCGCAUCAGUUCAUUGUUGAGUUGUUUAUCUACGGCUGUGGCAGCAAACAUCAUUUAUCCCACGGCUCAGUGCGACACUAUCGAAUAUGGGAGAAGUCGGCAGUGUCAGGCGUCAGAUAUGCCCAUAUACAACUCAACCGCAGUCUGGCACCUCGACACACCAAAACUAGCCGAUCAGCUCACCAAUGCAUCUGCGGGACACUUCUCCACACCUUACACGGCUGUUUAUGUACACACUGAGUGGUGCCCGUAUAGUAUACGCAGCUUCCCUGUGAUUAAGGACCUGUCACGGGUUUUCCCACAUAUCCCAGUAGUGGCGAUUGACGUGAUGGAAGAGAAUGCUAGGCGAUGGGUUACCGUCGUGGGCGUACCCGCAAUCCUUAUCUACGAUGGCAUUGAACUCAAAGCAAAAUACUCUGGAACGCGUUCUCUACAAAGUCUGACAAAAUUUGUACAGAAAAAGGUACAUCACACACCACAAAAUAUCACCGAAACGCCCACGAUACCUCCGCCAAUGUACACACACAAACCGUCGCUCGAGGGCGUGGAUCAGGGAGUGGGAUGGGCUCUGUUUGUGAUUGUAGCGAUACUCGUUCUGCGAUGGGUGGGUGAUACACCCGAGACCACUAUUGAGUGAUCGCAAUCGCACAUUCUGAUACAUAUGCUCGGCGAACGUAAACGUUCCUGUCGAGGACUAAUUAGGAGUAUGCGUGCUUACAUAUGGUCGCAUGACGUUACCUGGAUUCGAACGUCUCUAUUAAGAUGCAGUGGCGAAUAUUCCGCCACAGUCGGGUCCCAGUGCAGGAGAACUUACUCUGUUUGAUGUAGAUAUAGUGGUGACCUACCCAUAAGGCUCGAAUGAGUAGGAGGCAACUUUGUAAAAAUCAAACAGCGCGUGCUCCUCUAUCUAUUCCGUGAUGGGUGCCGUUGUUCUUCACAUCGACAGCGAAGAGGUUUGUCGGUAACGCAGAGAUCAUAGACGCCUUAGGUUCUUUGAGAAAGUCAUUUGGGUACACCUCGUGAGCCUUGACAGUUAUUCCGUCCAUGUGACAUAGUAUUGCGUGCAAUUUAAAAUUGAGAGCGCCCAGGGUUACGUUACGAUACCUUUGAAAUACCGGUUGUCGACAGUACAGGCAGUACAGGCUGAGAUAUUUAUGCGCUGACCAGUACGCUCGAUGUGUGUGCCGGCUUAAAGAUAGCAACGCUCUUGAAUCCGGCAAAAUCAUUUCCCACAGCGUUCGUCGGUACACGAAAUUGUACUCUUCAUUAAGGAUUGUAGGCAUUACUGAAGGGUUAGAUGUAUCUACAUAAAGGUGCAUCCGGACCUUAAACCCCUAAACGCUGAUCAAUUGCUGCCCUUAUAAUUCUUUCCCUGAUAUUUUUUUUCCGCGGACUUCAAAAAAAAGAAAAACAUCCAUAUCUAUUCAUUUUUAUGGUCCGACCCUGAUAAAUUGCUGC
Messenger RNA from Sphaeroforma arctica JP610, 1686 nucleotides. RefSeq lists its product as hypothetical. Gene Ontology annotation, cellular component: cilium. The coding region runs from base 227 to 865 and encodes 212 amino acids. Lineage: Eukaryota; Ichthyosporea; Ichthyophonida. The record is from RefSeq and is a predicted model, not a curated record. Gene Ontology annotation, biological process: cilium assembly. The transcript has 3 exons.